Coniosporium apollinis CBS 100218 is the source of this 1947-nucleotide messenger RNA. RefSeq lists its product as uncharacterized. Lineage: Eukaryota; Fungi; Ascomycota; Dothideomycetes. Gene Ontology annotation, cellular component: P-body. Gene Ontology annotation, biological process: cytoplasmic stress granule assembly; P-body assembly. Gene Ontology annotation, molecular function: mRNA binding. The record is from RefSeq and is a predicted model, not a curated record. The transcript is spliced from 4 exons. Bases 1 to 1947 code for a protein of 648 amino acids.
AUGUCCGAAUACAUCGGGUCGCGUAUAUCGCUCAUAUCAAAGAGUGACAUCCGAUAUGUCGGCACUCUCCAUGAAAUCAGUUCCGCGGAAUCGACCGUGGCAUUAGAGAAUGUCACUUCGUACGGCACAGAAGGAAGGCGCGGCAACCCAGAGGAGGAGAUUCCGCCGUCAGAUAACGUCUACGAGUACAUCGUAUUCCGAGGCAGCGACGUCAAGAACCUCAACAUCGAGGAGCCAGCGCCGAAGGAGAACAAGCCCCCUCAACCGCCAGUGCCUAAUGACCCGGCCAUUCUUGGAGCUCAGCGUCCACCUCACCAAGCUGCGCCAGGACCUGGUCAGCCCCCGCGCCCGCCGCAGCAUCCAAAUUUCGGUCAACCAUCACCAUACCCCCCAUACGGCCCUUAUCCGCCUUUUGCCGGACGAGGCUAUGGCCCACAGCCAGGCUUUCCAAGUGGUCCUGGAAACUAUGGAUAUGGCAUGCCGUAUGGAGCACCACCGGGAUGGUACCCUCCGCCUCCCCCGGGUCACGGUAUGCCCGGCCAAGGCAUGCCUAAUCAACCCUUUCCCGGCAGACCAGGUCCAUUUCCUCCGCAACCUCAGGGUCCCAUCGGUCCUCCGGGCCCGCACCAACCACAGCAGCCAUCUCCUGCGCUAAACGACUUGCAAGUGAACAAAGACACGCAGCCAAACAUCAUAUCAGAAACUCCAGAGCCGGAGGCCGCACCGAAGCCAGUAGAGACUCAAGCGUCGAGCCAGCCUGUUGCUCCCGCCCCGAUCGCCCAGCCAAAGCAAGCACCACCCCCACCAGUCGAGUCAAAACCAGAUGUAGCCGCAGCGCUCGCGCCUCCACCAGCUCCCGUACCAGCACCUACCACCGCUCCCGCUCCCAUCCCAGGCAUCUUACCUACCGCUGGCGCCAAACCAACUCCAACAGGCCCGAAAAGCAACCGCGUCAUCCCCGCUGUACCGCUGUCCGGCGCUGGCAGCAAAGCCGCCGCACCUCCCAAGGCCGGCGCUACGCAGCAACAACCCACUCCUAGCGCACCGGCUGCUGCGCAAGCACAACCAAACCCGAUUCCUCCCGCUGGUACCGCCGUGAAGGCCGCUCAGCAAGCCGCACAGCUACAAUCACAAACGGCAGCCCAGCAAGCCGCGGCCGCCGUCGCCGCCGCAAUGGCCAAGCUCGGCCCAGCGCCCGGCCAACCGAAAUCUCAAGCACAAUCCAAGCAAGAAGGCGACGCCGCGCUACAAAACCUGACGAACAAAGUCAAUGAAAUGCGCAUGGACGACCGUAUCAGACAUAGCAGACAGCAAGGCACUGGUGGCUACGCGGCCGGCCACCGCGGCGCCGGCAGGGGUCGUGGGCGUGGCCGAGGUGAUCACCCUCAAGGCCAGCCACGCAGGGAGAGCCAGUCAAAAGUCGAAGUCCCCGCCACGGAUUACGACUUCGAAUCCGCGAACGCGAAGUUUAACAAGCAGGAUCUCGUCAAGGAAGCUAUUGCUACGGGCUCGCCCCUAGGCACGCCGGCGGACGAGGACGUCCGGUCGCCUAUCAGCGGGCAUCCGGAGUCGAUGAACGGCACCGGAGCUCCUGCAGCCGCGAACGGUACAGGCCCGGCGUCUGAGGACGUGGUUGUCCCGCCCCCGGCGCAUGGAUACAACAAGGCGACGUCUUUCUUCGACAACAUCUCUUCUGAGAUCAGGGACCGUGAGGACGCUGCGAGCCAGAACAGGAGGCUCGGUGGGCAGGAGUUCAGGACCGAAGAGCGCAGGAAGAACCUCGAGACUUUCGGACAGGGUAGUGUUGAUGGUAUGGGUGGCUAUCGGGGUGGCUUCAGGGGCAGAGGCCGUGGGAGGGGCUUUGGGAGGGGACGUGGUGGGUAUGGGAGGGGCGGGGGCGCAUUUAGGGGCCGGGGUGAAUCCGGCCAGGAGGCGGGUGAGGCCUGA